Cetraspora pellucida is the source of this 954-nucleotide messenger RNA. The record is from the annotation of a GenBank genome assembly. Lineage: Eukaryota; Fungi; Glomeromycota; Glomeromycetes; Diversisporales; Gigasporaceae.
AUGGGUAAUAGAAAAAACAUUGAAGUAAAAAUAGAUCGUGAAAGAAAGCAUGAAAAGAGAGCUGCAGAAACUCCAGAAAAGAGAGAAACGCACCUUGCAAAAGAUCAUAACUAUUAUCAAAAAUGUCAAAAAAAAGAAUCCACAACUAAAAAUAAUAAUUUUAAGCAAAUAUAUCAAUUGCAUACAUCAAAUAUUAGUGAACAGUAUGAUCAAGAUAAUAAUAUUCAAGAGGAAUGCUGUAGAUGUAGUAGCGAAAGAAUAACUCCAAAAAGAUUCUCUUCCGAAAAUGACAUGGAUCCUGAAGAAGUACCAGAAGAAUUGCAAAAUCUUACAGAAAUAGAAGAAAUGCUGAUUGCACAGGUUUUUCCUGUAAUGUCUGUAUACAGACUUUGUGGAGGACAAUAUGGUCCAUCAUCAUUAAAUAUUUUAAUUGUACAUUGUCAUUCAGAAAGAUCAGCAUUAUUUAAAGAUUUUCAAGUCUGUCAUAAUAAGGUUAUUAAUGCAUUAAGGUGGUUAAAAGAAAAUAAUAGAUAUUAUGCUGAAAUAACCAUUGAUAAAAAAGUUCUCCAAUCCUUACCUGAGAAUGGUUUCAUAGAAGAUCAGCUCCCUAGUAAUGAAAUACUUGCUGAAGUUUCAGAUAAUGAAACGGAAGAUAAUGUAAUUAUAUGCACAUUUGUUUCAUCUCUUCCUUCUAUUGAUCGUGAAGAUGUUGCUAUUAAUGAAGCCCUUAAUCGUAUGCAAAAUAAUAAUAGUCCUAUGGUUUGGCCAAACAUAGAAAAUACUCUGAUUAAUGAAUUUAGAACACCAGGUUAUAUUGUAUAUGCAUUUCCAACACUUUACCCAACCAGACGUGCUGACUUUCGAACAGAACAUAAUAGAGAUAUCAAUCCAGCUGAAUAUUUUAAACACUUACUCCAAUACAAAGAUGGGAGAUUUGCAUGGCAUACAUGCUGA